Molecule: messenger RNA, 1029 nt
Organism: Haliotis rufescens (red abalone)
Lineage: Eukaryota; Metazoa; Mollusca; Gastropoda; Lepetellida; Haliotidae
Product: clumping factor A-like
Exons: 1
Coding region: 1-1029 (342 amino acids)
Source: RefSeq, a predicted model, not a curated record
AUGAGGACUGAUACAGACUUUAACAAUGAAGCUGAAAUGAGGACUGAUACAGACUUUGACAAUGAAGUUGAAAUGAGGACUGAUACAGACUUUAACAAUGAAGCUGAAAUGUGGACUGAUACAGACUUUAACAAUGAAGCUGAAAUGAGGACUGAUACAGACUUUGACAAUGAAGCUGAAAUGAGGACUGAUACAGACUUUGACAAUGAAGUUAAAAUGAGGACUGAUACAGACUUUGACAAUGAAGUUGAAAUGAGGACUGAUACAGACUUUGACAAUGAAUUUGAAAUGAGGACUGAUACAGACUUUGUCAAUGAAGUUGAAAUGAGGACUGAUACAGACUUUGACAAUGAAGUUGAAAUGAGGACUGAUACAGACUUUGACAAUGAAGAUGAAAUGAGGACUGAUACAGGCACUGACAAUGAAGUUAAAAUGAGGACUGAUACAGGCUUUGACAAUGAAGUUGAAAUGAGGACUGAUACAGACUUUGACAAUGAAGCUGAAAUGAGGACUGAUACAGACUUUGACAAUGAAGUUGAAAUGUGGACUGAUACAGACUUUGACAAUGAAGUUGAAAUGAGGACUGAUACAGACUUUGACAAUGAAGUUGAAAUGAGGACUGAUACAGGCUUUGACAAUGAAGUUAAAACGAGGACUGAUACAGACUUUGACAAUGAAGUUGAAAUGAGGACUGAUACAGACUUUGACAAUGAAGAUGAAAUGAGGACUGAUACAGGCACUGACAAUGAAGUUAAAAUGAGGACUGAUACAGGCUUUGACAAUGAAGUUGAAAUGAGGACUGAUACAGACUUUGACAAUGAAGCUGAAAUGAGGACUGAUACAGACUUUGACAAUGAAGUUGAAAUGUGGACUGAUACAGACUUUGACAAUGAAGUUGAAAUGAGGACUGAUACAGACUUUGACAAUGAAGUUGAAAUGAGGACUGAUACAGGCUUUGACAAUGAAGUUAAAACGAGGACUGAUACAGACUUUGACAAUGAAGUUGAAAUGAGGACUGAUAGACUUUGA